AAUUCAAAUUUAAAUUUUGGUAUGUGUGUCAAAGUGGUUGGCCUUUAUCUUUUUGUGCGCUCUCCUACAAAACUCACAAAACUGAAUUCAGUAAGAAGUGUAAAUUAAACCUCACUUGUUGUCAGUGGAAGUUUUUGGUUGUUGGAGUAAGAGUUAACAUGUUUUGCAAAAUCUGGCUAUAUGUUACAUUUGUUCUUAUAAUUUAUUUUCGUCUGAUUUGUAACUCCGAAACUACUGAAGUUCAAAAGUUAAAGACCCUUUCUAAUUUUCUGAAAAACUCGUGUCAGUGUUCAUCCCAGUGGCAAUGUGAGUGUUGUUCCAACAUCGAUAAAGAUCGUUUGAAUUUCCAUCAGAAGUUGUGUCUCGAUUGGAACGUUGCUUCUCGAACCUGGAUCAUAAAUGUGAAUAUUCGCCUCAACGAUAGAAUUUUGUAUGCUAACGAGUUUCCAGCCUGGAAUAUACCACCAUUUUGUUUUCCCAUAAGUGCUCCCCUGGCCUUAAGUGGAUGCCUACAAGUCCAUAGUUUGGGCCAUCACAAUUUUAACACGUUGCACGCAUGCGGUAAUGUGACACUUAACGUCAUAACAUUUAACCUUAUCAACUGGCCACUUGGCUGUGUGGAUGUUGGUACUUCGGGCAUACAAAUGGUCGAACCAGACCAUGAUGUCUAUAAGGCGAUUGUGGAAAGCAACUCCGGGAAUUAAUUUUUGCAUUAUUCGAUUUGAGUAAAAAUAAGUUUCUUCACACGCACAUUAAUUCGUAAAUUUAUUUCUCUAAGAUAUGAACGUUCUUUCUGCAAAAGCGGUGGAUUAAUCGUUGUUAAGAAAUAACUUUGACAGCCAUUUCGGAGAGGAGAUGACAAAGCUCGAAAAGUCGAA
Molecule: messenger RNA, 878 nt
Organism: Musca domestica (house fly)
Lineage: Eukaryota; Metazoa; Arthropoda; Insecta; Diptera; Muscidae
Exons: 2
Coding region: 159-704 (181 amino acids)
Source: RefSeq, a predicted model, not a curated record